UUGAGCAUUGUUAUUUGUGGUUAUAAUAAGAGAAUUGUAAAGCCAUGUCUCUUAAAGGAAAAAUUGAGAGUGAAAUAGUAAUAAACACACCUCCCCACAGAUUUUACAAACUAUUCAAAGAAGAAAUUUUCGACAUUCCAAAAGCUUGUCCAAAGUUAGUCCAAAAGAUUAAUAUUCAUGGUGGGGAUUGGAGCAAACACGGUCACGGUUCGAUCAAGACUUGGCAUUACACUUUAGAUGACGACAAAGCUGAAGUUUUCAAGGAACGAGUGGAACUUGAUGACAAGAACCUAGUGAUAAAACUAAUUGGAUUGGAAGGAGACUUGUUUGAGCAUUAUAAAAGCUUCAAUGAAACAUAUAAAGUUGUGAAAAAGGGACCUGGUCAGUGUGCCAUAAUUCUUACCUUAGAGUAUGAGAAACUUCACGAUUGUUCUCCAUCCCCUCAAAAGUACUAUGAUGCUAUGAUUAACCUUGUCAAGAGCAUUGAAUCACAUCUUAAAAAAUAAUGUUUCUUCUGCGCCCAUGAGCGACCCUUUAUGAUAUAUGAAUAAGUAAUGUCAUCGUAGAGGUGAUUGAGGAUUUUGUGAAAGUAAAUAAAUGGUUAUAUCCUCAUGUUAAAUGGAUGAAAUAAUAUAUUGUACUACUGAAGAAAUAUAUAUAACUUCCGUUAUGUUUGAAAAUAA
Cucumis sativus (cucumber) is the source of this 683-nucleotide messenger RNA. Its product is annotated as MLP-like protein 329. The record is from RefSeq and is a predicted model, not a curated record. Bases 45 to 506 code for a protein of 153 amino acids. Gene Ontology annotation, biological process: defense response. NCBI's taxonomy places the organism in Eukaryota, Viridiplantae, Streptophyta, Magnoliopsida, Cucurbitales, Cucurbitaceae. The transcript is spliced from 2 exons.